Molecule: messenger RNA, 1581 nt
Organism: Aspergillus ochraceoroseus IBT 24754
Lineage: Eukaryota; Fungi; Ascomycota; Eurotiomycetes; Eurotiales; Aspergillaceae
Product: carnosine N-methyltransferase family protein
Exons: 1
Coding region: 198-1247 (349 amino acids)
Molecular function (GO): S-adenosylmethionine-dependent methyltransferase activity
Source: RefSeq, a predicted model, not a curated record
AAAAAAACGGGAUUGAGAAUUCAGUUUCUGGGUUAUUUACAGCUAGAUCUCUCACGGAGAUGCAGAUAGCUUGGUAAGGCGUUGAAAGGAUGAUAUAGAAACUAACAAUCUGCAGGCAGUAUCGGAGAACCGCACAUCUGAAUACUACACAUCGUCGACGCCAGGCUUUCUAUGCACUACCGUCCGCUCACUGGCAGAUGCUGGCAGAACCACCCUUCUCCAUUCUGGAUAACUUCAAUCGCGUGGACGACGCCAUCGACACGAACGCUGAGAUUGUCGACGCCAUCCUGGCGACAGGACUCUCGUCGUUCGGUCUACCCGCGAACCCUGACCCAGCAGACCCUCGUCAGAACUGGCAUGGAGUCGCCACCUCUUCCGACGUCAACAAAGCACACUCUACAAUCCGUCAGUUCUACCGAGACUGGAGCGCCGAAGGCCAGCCCGAGCGGGACGUAUCCUAUGUUCCUGUUCUGCAAACCCUCAAGACCGAGUUCGCCCAGAGACGAGACCUCGGAGAGGAGAUCAAAGUUCUCGUCCCUGGAGCAGGGCUGGGGAGAUUGGUGUUCGAAAUCUGCCGCGCAGGAUUCGCCGCAGAGGGUAAUGAAAUAUCCUACCACCAGUUGCUGGCGAGUAGCUGGGUUCUGAAUCACACACGCGGUCCCCAGCACCACGAGUUAUAUCCGUUUGCGCUGCACUUUUCCAAUUUACUCUCGAGAGAGCAGCAGCUGCGCAAAGUCAUGAUCCCCGAUGUGCACCCUGGGGCUACUAUGCUCGAAGCUCAGGCGAACUCUACCAUGCCUUUUGGCUCGAUGAGCAUGUCCGCUGCCGAUUUUGUGGUCCUCUACAGCAACCCUUCCAACCGGGAGGUCUUCGAUGCAGUCACUACCGUCUUCUUUAUCGACACGGCCCCCAAUCUCAUCCGCUACAUCGAGACGAUUCGGCACUGUCUGAAACCGCGCGGUCUCUGGAUCAACAAUGGGCCUUUACUGUGGCAUUUCGAGGACACCCAGCGUAGCCACAGCGGCAGUGAUCCCGCAUCGCACCAGGGGAUUGGAGAGCCCGGUAGCGUGGAACUGACCGAAGAGGAAGUCUUUUGUCUCGUGGAACGGAUGGGAUUCAGCAUUGAACAGCGCCAGUGCGUAGAGGAGAGAGCCGAGUGCGGUUAUAUCCAAGACUCGGAGAGCAUGCUGCGACCUCUUUACCGACCCUCGCACUGGGUGGCACGCAAGAAGCCAGAACAAAAAUGACCAAGCUGUAUUUGGACUCAAAAAAGACCCAAAACAAGAAAGAACAAUAAGUCAAAUAAUAGAAGUAGAUAGCUUGGGAUGGAGUCUGCCUUGUGGGAUUGAGGGUAUUAAAUACAAGCAUCCAGUGGUAACGGUAUGUACAGUACAAGACAUACCUAGAUCGGCGAUACAAACACAUACUUCAGCCGCAGCAGACCAACAAAGAAAAACUGUCUGGGUUUGCAGGGCUUAGCAGAAUAGAAAUAGCCAUAGGGGACUGUUAACGCCACACCCUGUAUCGAUCCAACCACACCCCUUCCCGAUCAUGCCACACCCCCUGACCUAAUAAUGCCAC